This is a messenger RNA of Ctenocephalides felis (cat flea), 877 nucleotides long. RefSeq lists its product as uncharacterized. The record is from RefSeq and is a predicted model, not a curated record. Bases 65 to 754 code for a protein of 229 amino acids. NCBI's taxonomy places the organism in Eukaryota, Metazoa, Arthropoda, Insecta, Siphonaptera, Pulicidae. The transcript is spliced from 4 exons.
GAAGUAUACUUGAAGUCAGUUCUUCAGAUAUUUACUAAAUAUUGUGAAAUAAAUCAUUUUCAAAAUGGUGUCCAAAGUGUUUGUUGCUCUUGCCAUCAUUGGCUUUAUAGGGGCUGCACAAGCCUUUUUCGAACAAGAUGCCGUCUUAGAUAAGAUGGUAGAUGACAUCUCUGCUGAAUAUGAGAACAGCAUUGCAAGAAUUAGCCAAGAUAGCAAAAUUGAUAUGAUUGCCGCUGAAUUCGAAAAACAAGGAUUUGCCCCUGAAGUCGAUAGAGAUUUGGAGAGGUUCAACAAAGAAGUUGAAAGGAAACUUAGCAAAAAAGUGAGUGAAGCCGCAAAGGAAUGCCUUAAAGGCCAACACCAAAAAGCUCUAGGCUACGCACAAGAAGCCCGUGCUAAGGUCAAGGCUUGCAGAGAUGACAAACGUGAUGAAUUCAACCAAGUUCGCCAAAAUGGCUUGGCCGCCUGGAGAGAAGCCAGGGAGAACGCCGAAGCCCUCAGAGCACAAGCCAAGGAGUGCGUUGUGACCGCAGCCGAUGUCGAUGAAGCCAGAGUUUGCUUGAAAGGGGUUCUCCAAGCUGCCCACGAAGGAGCAAAAGACUUGGCCAAGGCACUCAAAGAAACCUGGUCCCAAUUGGGCAACUUAGUCCGUGAAGUCGGAAAAUGCGCAAGGGGAGCCUUGAAAGAAUUUAGGGACAACUUAGUACAAGUCCGUAAAGACUGUGCCGACUGCUUAAAACUUACUGAUAACUAAAUUAGUUUAAGAAUUGUAUAACAAACUGUAAACUUCCUAAAAAUGUCUAGUGAUAUAUUAUUUGUGGUCUAAUGGUUCUAGCUUAUGUAGCUUUUUGACAAAUAAAAAUUGUUUAUAAAAAGA